AUGGCGUCCGGCGGCCAUAUGCAUAACUUCACCACCCUCAUCAAGCGGCUCGAGGCAGCGACCUCACGCUUGGAGGACAUGGCGAUGUCAUACGAUGAUCCUAACGCGUCAAAGACCUUGGCUGGAUCUCCUGCCUCUGCCCCCACUAUUCCAGAACCCCCUAAGCCCUCCCCUCCUCCUCCCGCAGCCCCUGUGGCGGCCCCAGUUCCGCCGCAGAUUCAGGACUUCGAUGCGUUGAUUAAGGGAGAUGUUCAACACUUUGUCAACCUGGGAGAGAAGAUUGGCGGCCUGGUUGCUGAACAAUCCAAAGCCGUCCUCCAGGCCUUCCAAGCCGAACGCACCUAUCUUUUCGUUGUGACAAAGGCCAAGAAGCCCGAUACCCAGCCUCCGGAGUUAAUGACGGAUCUGCACAAAGCAUCCGAUAGCAUUAACAACAUUCGCGAAUCAAACAGAGCAUCGCCGCUAUUCAACCACCUGAGCGCUGUUGCGGAGGGCAUUGUUGCGCUCGCUUGGUUCUUCGAAAGCAAGCCUGCGGAGUUCGUCACGGACAUGAUCGGUGGCAUUGAAUACUACGGAAAUAAGGUGCUGAAGGAGUACAAGGACAAGGACAAGACGCAUGUCGAAUACAUCAAGGCCUACUAUCAAAACUUCAAGGCUCUUGCGGAGUACCUCAAGAAACACUUCCCCCAAGGUCUCACAUGGAACAAUGCAUCUGGCAUUGAUGCCUUGGAAGCUUUGAAGCAGGCCAAGGGCGGACCUACCCCCGUCAGCGGCGGCGCCCCUCCUCCUCCCCCUCCCCCUCCCCCUCCCCCUCCCCCGGUCCCAUCCCUCAACGUCCCAGGUGGCGCGCCAGCGGCAGACAUGGGCGCUGUCUUCGACCAGCUCAACCAGGGUGAGGGUAUCACCUCUACCCUCCGCAAGGUCGAUAAAUCACAGAUGACACACAAGAACCCCAGCCUGCGUGCCGGAUCAACAGUCUCAGAGUCCGAGGGCUCCAGCGCCGUGCGGGGCAAGUCGCCCGCACCUAACAAGAAGCCCAAGCCCGAAAACAUGCGCGCGCGCAAGCCACCCCGCAAGGAACUCGAGGGCAGCAAGUGGCUCAUCGAAAACUUUGAUGCUCCUGGCGAGAUCAUCGAGAUCGCCGCCCAGCAGAACCAGUCCAUCCUCAUUACCCGCUGCAACAAGACCAUCAUUAAGGUCUCAAACAAGGCUAAUGCCAUCGCCAUCGAUAACUGCGUUGGCCUCUCUCUCAUUGUCGACUCUCUCGUUAGCAGUCUUGACAUCAUUAAGUGCCCCAAGUUCGCUGUGCAGAUCGACGGCACGGUCCCCACUUUGCUGAUGGACCAGGUUGAUGGUGCUGCCGUUUACCUUGGCCAGCAGAGCCUCAACACUGAGGUCUUCACUAGCAAGUGUUCUGCCAUCAACAUCAACCUUCCGCCUCCGGAGGGCACCGAUGGAGAUACCAAGGAGUGUCCUCUGCCCGAGCAGUUCAAGAGCUACAUCAAGAACGGCGUUCUGGUUAGCGAGAUCGUCGAGCAUGCUGGCUAG
Penicillium coprophilum is the source of this 1548-nucleotide messenger RNA. RefSeq names its product adenylate cyclase-binding protein (gene capA). Lineage: Eukaryota; Fungi; Ascomycota; Eurotiomycetes; Eurotiales; Aspergillaceae. The transcript has 5 exons. The coding region runs from base 1 to 1548 and encodes 515 amino acids. Gene Ontology annotation, molecular function: adenylate cyclase binding; actin binding. The record is from RefSeq and is a predicted model, not a curated record. Gene Ontology annotation, biological process: regulation of adenylate cyclase activity; cytoskeleton organization. Gene Ontology annotation, cellular component: cytoplasm.